GGGAUUGACUGUGGUUUACUGUGGUCUUCACAGCAUCGCACGCCGGUUGGUGUGUGCGGUAGCUGCAUUCAUGACCGGAUCCUGGUGGGAAAUACUGAAUGAAUUUAACUAAGAAGAUAGUCAGGCUGUAAUCUCCUACAGGCCACUACAAGAGUCAGAAGACACGGACAAGAACAGGUCUCAGGACUAUGAACAUUCAGUCUGCCAUCAACAGAGAGGUCUUCAUCCCUCGUGAUGAGCGAAUGUUGGUGGUAGUGGAGGUGCGGAGAAGGAAAAGAAAGAGAAUGUCCUUCCUGCCGACUGGAGCCAAAGGAGACUACACCACAUUCAUCUGUGUUUCAGUGACCAACACAAGGCCACAUCAGCUCCUCAUUACAAAGGUGAAGCGGUUUGGAGGCUCCUCUUCCUUUACCAGAAUCCAGUGGACGGUGGAGCAGCUCCGACAGGUCAACGGCAUCAACCCCCAACAAGGUCGGGAUAGCCCAGAGUUUGACCUGGUGUUUGACAACGCUGUGGACCAGUGGGUGGCCAGCUCAUCAGCGGAGAAGUGUAUCUUUGUGCAGAUCCUGUACCAUGCCUGCCAGACCUACUGGGGGGGGAAAGCAGGGAGUCUAGGCAAGGUGUCCCGCCAGAGGAGAGUGAGUCAGUGCGCUCAGGUCGGAGCUGGUCCCAGUGACUCCUCACCAGGUUCUGCAUCCAGAACCCUGCAGGCCCGACGGAAGAGCUACAGUCCUCCCAGACAGACAGAGUUCAUCAACUGCCAAUCCAAACUCACAGGAGACGCCUGCACCUUGAAUCUGGUCAUCUACCGCUGCAAAGCCUUCAUGAAUCGCAUGAAGAAUGUAAUGGUUGCACACCAAAGAUCACCUGCUCGAGGUCAGCCAGGCCAGCGUGUCACAGGGAGCACUAUGGGUAAUGUAGUCCACAGGAUGAAUGUUGCUCUUGGGGAGCGUGGAAACAGACUGACUCGUGCUGAGGACAAGACUGUGGAGCUGAUGCACAAAACCCAGCAGUUUGCAGACACUGCUCACAAGCUUGGCCUGAAGUAUUCAACAGUAGAGUCUGUUGGAGGAUCACUGGACCUCUUCAGGAUGUUAAAGAUGAAUCCUGUAAACAUGGACACUAACACCGUCUGAUGAAGAUACAUACAACUCUUUAUUAAAGUACAUAACUGAGUUGCAGCAGAGAGAACUAAUUACUGUGUCCUGUCCCACGGUCUGAGGAUCAUCUGCACUGUGUUCACUUUGAAUGUUCAGCCUAUUGUCAGAUGAAUCUCCUUGACUCUAUAUGACAUUUGUUUUUGAAGCCACUGCCACACCUUCCUGUGACAGUCAUUGAAUUGCUUUUACCCAUCAUCAUUACAUUGUUUGAAAAGAUGUGUGCCUAAACCUAAGACCCUUGUGGCGACAGGCAGUAAUGUUCAGGGUGAACGUAGUUCUAUCUGCACAUGGUUUUGACUUAAUUACACUAAAUGUUUGACAUUACUCACUAGCUGCCAUCAUUCUGUGUUCCUAAUAUGUUUUGCGUUAAUAUACACACAAAGUAUUUGUCAUAUUGUGUAAUAUCUAUGUUCAUGUGGAUGGUCCUGAACACUCAAACUGUCUUAUAUGUUGUCUUCUGGUCCGUUCUUCUGGUCUGUGUCUGUCUGUUGGAUUAGUUUGUCUGAGGUCUUGUCUCUGAGAGUUGAGUGAAGGUGGUUCAGGUACGUUGGAGUAUAUUUGUCAUUGAGAGGACUUCUGAGCGAUGUGAACUGAAAGUGGUCUGUGUAGAACAGUCGAGUGACAGGAGGUCAACUGUUGACUUUAGUUGAAACUCUUCAUGUUUGCAUCACUUCUUUCAGUAACUCGGUGUAACAGUGAUUAACGGCGGGUGGGAGUCUUUGAGAACUUGGAUACAUUAAUGGAAAUAAUUCUAACCAAGUUUUCUUUUCUUUUAUGUGUGUGUUUUGCUUUUUGCCUACACUUUAAUGUGUGUGAUGUAGCCUAAAUGUCUCUGAUUUAUGAACCAUUAAAUAAGCCUGGACCUGUU
This is a messenger RNA of Sebastes umbrosus (honeycomb rockfish), 2028 nucleotides long. It is a transcript of the gene stxbp6l, whose product is annotated as syntaxin binding protein 6 (amisyn), like. The record is from RefSeq and is a predicted model, not a curated record. Lineage: Eukaryota; Metazoa; Chordata; Actinopteri; Perciformes; Sebastidae.